AUGGUCACCGACGCAUCCGUCCGCGAUGAGCGUGGACCUUACGGGCGGGCCAAGGAUGCAAGGGCCAGGCAGGACGCAACGGAGGAGAGGUGUCCUUUCUGUUCUUGGGAGCUGCAAAAAUGGUGGCCGCACGUGCGGGUGCCCGUCUCCAACGGAGCUGCAGACGAGGUGCGGCUCUGUCACCUCAAGUGCACCGAGGAGGUGCUGGAGGGGUGUCGCAGCGAGGCGAAGAUGAGGAUCGAGGCGAACUUUGCCAACAGCCUGCGGGAGUUGCUGGUUCGCAGCCCGAACUUGUUUGCCCGCCGAGCUGCCGCCCGCCUAAGCCUGGAGGAGGAAAGGCUCCAGGAGGCGGCUCGCUCCGAAGGUCGCUGGCCCUUCCCGGCCUUACCGCCCCCACCCAGCGCCACCUUUGCCGUGGAGGGCAUCCUUGAGAUGAGGCUGUCUGCUUCCACAGAGUUCGCCAAGCUGCCGAGCGAGAUCGGAUUUGUGCGCUCGCUGGACACCCUCUGCCUCAUUUCCAACAGUCUAACGGAACUUCCUCCAGAGCUGGGCCUAUUGACCGGGCUUACGCACCUGUACCUCAACGGGAACUUCCUUACGGCUUUGCCCGAAUCGGUUGGUGCCCUGCCAAAGCUGCAAGAGCUGUGCCUUGAUGCUAACAAGAUCGAGAGACUGCCCCAACUGACUUCUCCGAAGCUGGUACUCCUGACUGCGCCGGGCAACAAGAUCAAGGAGGUCCCCCUGGUACCUCACAUGCAGCGGCUUGAGGUUCAUGGGAACCAGAUCCACACCAUCACAACUUCUCUGGGAUCGCCGGUGUUUCACAACCUUGUGACCCUGAAGGUGAUGGGAAACCAGCUAGAACAUUUGCCAGACGAGGUCGCGUGCAUGACCAACCUCCGGAUCUUGUCCGUUGCCGAGAAUCGCUUGAAGUCUUUGCCAGAUGGCAUCUCCAGUCUCCAAGGCUUGGAGUGGCUGCUGGCGUACGGGAACUGCUUGACCGAGUUGUCCAGCGAUCUCAUCACAGGCUGCCGGGGCUUGACAAGGCUCCUUCUCGAGGGAAACCCUUUGAAGCCGUCGGUGGUUUCGUCUCUGAUCGAGGCGGUGCCCAGGUCCACCCUGAAGACUCUUGGCUUGGACACCCAACAGGUGCGGGAGGCUGCCGCAGCUUCGCCUUCGGGCUUCGAAGAGCUGCCCGCAGCGGUUUCCGUUGGAACCGUUUUGCCAGCGCAGGGCCAGAUCAGCUUCAAGCUGACAAGGGCAUCGCAGCUUCGACGGAGGCCAGGGGUGAAAUCAGUGGCAGAGCCUGGAGGGCCUGCUGACCCUGUCGCUCAGCCAGCGAAGCUGCUGAUCGUGGCUUUCGCAGCAUCGCAGGGCGAGCCCGAGUGGUUGGGAUUCCUCCGGCGCCUGCUUGAGAAAGGGAAGGUCACCCCGCUGCCACAAGCUUCAGCAGAUCUGUCUGAUCUACUGGAGGCAGACGGCGGCAGUGACUUUGAUCGGAAAAUGUCGAUGUUCUGGACUGGGAGCCCUUGUGUUGCAUCGGAAGAUGAGAAACAGGAGGGUGAGUGUCAGGCUCUGCCACUUCCGGACUUCGAUGUGCUGACGGCUGUAGAUCAUCGCAUGCGCUGGUAUGCGGAAGAUCGUCCCGCCGUGGAAACUGUCUUGCGGGAAUUGCGGCCUCGCUACUCGAAAAUGCUUUGCGUCGGUGCUUCUAUGGGUGGUUUUGCUGCAGUGCUUCAUGGCGGGCUCAUCGCGGAUGGUGUGUUGGCGCUGAACCCACAGGCAAACCUACCAGAAGCGCUGUUGAGGCCCCCGGCAGAGACGCCGCGAGAUCUGCAGGAUCUCUCUCAAUCGCUCCGGGAUUCGGCAAAAGCAGCCGCAGCUCGUGGAGCACAAGUUACAGUGCACAGCGCAGCAGACGAGCAUUUGCUCCAUGCCUGCACCUUGCUGUUUGGAAAGAAUGUCCUGGUCAUCCAUCCACUGCAACCCAGGAAGCCCUUCGCGCGCAUCCUGGACCGCGCGAACCUGCUGCUUCCCAUCGUGUCGGAUGCAGUGUAUCGCGUCCUCACUGGAGCUGAAGCUGGACAUGCUGUGACCGUGGGCUGCUGGUGCAGGAACGGCCGUCUCAAGCGAGUCAGGGCGGAGCCCAGCCAGUUGUUGAAGUUAUUCUACGGCCCGGGUGCCGGAAUGCUGCCACGCCCAGGCGAUUGGUUCUGUGGCCAUUGCCGAGCUAGAAAUUGCAGAGAUCGAUGGUUUUGUUGGCGCUGUGCACCCGCUGGCUCGAUGGGAAGUCCCAUGACGACUCCCGGCACGCUGAAGGUUCUGGACAGUUUCUCCUAUCCGUCCAAGUGGGACUGGGGCUGCACGCGCUGUGCAGCCGCACUUUGUGGCUACGAGUUCAAGUGCUCGCAUUGUGGCGCCGACCGACCAGACUGGCGGACUUCUUGA
This is a messenger RNA of Symbiodinium sp. CCMP2456, 2448 nucleotides long. The record is from the annotation of a GenBank genome assembly. Lineage: Eukaryota; Dinophyceae; Suessiales; Symbiodiniaceae.